Macadamia integrifolia is the source of this 700-nucleotide messenger RNA. Its product is annotated as probable magnesium transporter NIPA4. Gene Ontology annotation, biological process: magnesium ion transport. The transcript is spliced from 3 exons. The record is from RefSeq and is a predicted model, not a curated record. Gene Ontology annotation, molecular function: magnesium ion transmembrane transporter activity. The coding region runs from base 70 to 324 and encodes 84 amino acids. NCBI's taxonomy places the organism in Eukaryota, Viridiplantae, Streptophyta, Magnoliopsida, Proteales, Proteaceae. Gene Ontology annotation, cellular component: membrane.
CAUUUUGCAUCUUUAUUGCAGGCACUUGAUACUUUCAACACUGCUAUUGUAUCACCUAUCUACUAUGUGAUGUUUACAUCAUUAACCAUUUUGGCCAGUGUGAUCAUGUUUAAGGACUGGGAUCGGCAAAAUCCAACACAGAUUGUCACAGAAAUGUGUGGGUUUGUGACUAUUCUGUCUGGGACGUUCCUUCUUCACAAAACCAAGGACAUGGUGGAUGGUCCAUUGAUCUCCCGCCUCUCUCUCUCUAAGCACUCAGAUAUGGAUGGGUUAGAUCCUGAAGGCAUCCCCCUUAGGUGCCCAGAAUCUUUGCGGUCGCCGUAAUACGUCGUUAAUUUAUCUUGCUUUCUUUUAUACAUUUUGGGGGAGGCACCUGAUUGUCACCAACCUGUACUUCAAAUAUUUGAUCAACACGGUCAUAUAUUUUCUGGUACAAUUAGAAGGCCAGGAGGGUUUCUUGGAUCAAAUGGGACGAUAGCUUUUGGCAAAGGGUUGUACCCUCCAAGUUUUCCCCACGGCUUGUGAGGUAUUUCUGCAAAUGUAAUUCUGAGCAUGUUGGUGAUAAAUAGUGUAUUUUAGAUUUUGAAAUGUUUCAAGAAUCCAUGAUAUUUUUACGGGGAAAAAAAAAAAGAGAAAUUGUUGGUGAACAAAACAUGUGCAGCGAUUCUUUUAGGAUAUGGUCCUCAAGAAUUAUUGUUGA